UGUAAUUGAGAUGAACUGACCCCAUCAAAUAAACAUGCGCAUGACAAACGGGUGUGACUGAAAAAAACCUCUGGCUCCAAAAAUGCCCAUUGGCUACGCACGGAUAAUGUGUUGUGGAGACAGACAUUUUCAUAUGUCUGCCAUCACAAUGCUUUUUGCAUAAAGAAUGACAGUGACCUGCCAGUAACAGAGAAGAGAAGCCUUUUGUUAAGAUUACCUCGAUUUGACUAAGAACAGCAAAUAUAGAGGUAGUGUUUCGUCUUAGUUGUGUACAUCGACACACACACUCCACAGAGCAGCAUGAUGAUGGACUGGAUCUUGCUGGGUGUCUUGUAUCUUUCAGGCUGCAACAUCUCCUCAUGCCUUCUCCAUCAGUACCACUAUGUUGCUGAUCCUAUGAAUUGGACUGAAGCUCAGACCUACUGCAGAGUGACGUACACAGACCUUGCCACCAUUGAAAACACUGAAGAAAAGAACCAACUUAUCACCACAGUUUCAUCGUUUGAAAACAACACUAAGGUCUGGAUUGGCCUGUACACUAUAAUCGACUGGAGGUGGUCAGACGGCUACAGAGGGAGAGGGGCUGAAUAUAGGAACUGGAUAAUCGAUCAUCCAACUUUUUACUAUGUGUACAAUUACUUCUGUGUUUUGAGUGGAAAUAAACAACCAUGGCAGGCUAAUAAUUGCUUAGCGAAUUUUCCAUUCAUCUGUAAUAAUGGAACACAGCUGGAUCCUGAAUUUGUUUUUGUGAAUGAAAGCAUGAACUGGUCCCGUGCUCAGAGGUACUGCAGGGAGAACUUCAUAGACCUGGCCACUGUGAGGAACGCCACUGAGAGCCAGGAGCUCCAGAGCUUGGUGCUUUCUAACUGGGCAUGGAUUGGUUUGUACAGAGAUCCAAACAUUUACUGGUCUGAUGGGAGUGGCUCCUCAUUCAGAUACUGGGACACAGGUUACAACAAAAUUCUCUCGAGUGUCGCAUGUGGUGUUGCAGCUUUGGAUAAUUCAGGAAGAUGGAAGUUUCUUCCCUGUGAAACUAGAUUACCAUUUGUCUGCUAUAGCAUCCCUCCACUUCCUGUCAUGCGACAGGUAGUAAAGCUGAGGAUGAAGCUGGAGGACUCCUCUGUGGAUCUGAAUGACCCUGCUGUGAAAGCAGACAUCCUCAAAAAGCUCCAGGACAGACUGAAGGAGAAAGGAGUGAGUGGAGUCACCCUGAAGUGGAGAGAGCAGCCUGAUGGGAGAGUCUUCCACAAGGAGGGAAAAAGCUCUGAGAAAAAAAAAAGACAAAAGACUGAGCUCUGAAAUUGAAAUCCAACUGUACUUCUGUUCAUCUGUAAUCCUUGGUGAAUGUUGAUUCUCUAUCUGCUAAUACGUACAGUACACUAUUAUCACUGUGCGGAGUGCUUAACCAGACCCCUGAAUACAUCCUGUAGUCAAGAGUUUUGUCCUUCAUCAUCAAUAUUACUGAGUGAUGUGUGUUAAUGAAAUUUAAUUUCCUUCAAAAUAGAACAUAUGAGAUGUGGCUUUGGCUUUGAGUUUACAAUUUCUGAUAAAACCAUAUUUAUGUCAUGGUCCAGCUAUGCCUCUCUCCAUUUCCUUUGUUUUCCUGUCAGUCCCCUGUUUGUAUUCUGUGUGUGUUUCUGCCCACCUCCUGCACACCUGUGACUCCUCCCUAAUUGUUAAGGAGGCUAAUAGUGAACCCAAUCACAGAACACAGAAGCAGACAGAGCCAGGAAGAGUGUGCUGAUCCAGUGCAGGUUCCAGGGAAAGCAGGAGUGGGACGGAGGCAGGAGUCAGACCAAGGAUGACUGCAGGCAGAUUGCACAAUCAUUCAGGUUAUCACUGAAACAUUUCUAUUUUUGUCUGUCAGUGCAUAACCAAUGGAUUGUAAAACCAAUUAAUUUAUUAGUAGUAAAAGUAGUAAGAUUAAUGAUUUUUUCACAAGUAGUCAUCUGCUAAAUGUGCCCCUUUUAGGACAAAAAAUCAUAAGUGAAGAAAAUAGAGAUAACAGCUUAGUCAAUAGUUUUGGGAUAGUUUGCAAUAAAUGCAAUUCAAGUAAAACAGUCUAAAACAGGUGUAAGUAUCUAACACAAUGUUACAAUGUAGUACACUCACACCAAUAUUAUCAUUCUCAAAUUCUAAACACCAUUAUGAGUAAUCAAUAUAUCAGCCACCCACAGCAUGAGCAAAUAGUGACAUAUUUUGAGAUUUCAAUACAUAAAUUCGAUAUGUACUAACCAGGAGUGUCUAGGAGGUAAACGUAAAUGUUUCUGAAGUCAAAUGGUGGCCAUUCAUGAGGACCAUUUAACCAAACAUCAUGGCGGUUAAACCUGAACUCCAGCAGGGUCUGUAUGAGAAACUGACCUAAUGAUGAUGCAGUGUGGGAUGAGAAAGGACAUUAAUUAGUGGGGAUUGUAAGAGUGUUUUCUGCUUACUCACCAUUUUAGAUGUUUUAUUAAAAGGGAGCACAGAAAUUAAAUUGGAUGAUAUGUUGACAUGUACCGCAAAAAAGGGAUAAAUGUCAACUCAUUACAACUCCUUUGUGUUCAAUCAAGACUCUGCAAUAUAUCUACCCAGCUCUUCACUCCAGUUUUCGCCAGAUCAUUCAGUUAUAUACCAACGUGGUAUAACGUCACGGCCAACCUCUUAGUCUGUUGUUUCCUUGUGUUUUUUGUACUCCUGAUUAAUCUUGUGUUUCCUUGUGCUUAGGUUCACUUCUCCGCUGAGAUACCUGCUACCUGCCUUGCUCUCUGCCAUGCCAGACCAUUCACCAAGCUCACUGAUCUGCUCACGCUGCCUGCCUUGCUCUGCCAUUCCAUCUCUUCUGGUUUCUAAAUAAACUGUGUUAAAUUGCAACUAA
Molecule: messenger RNA, 2857 nt
Organism: Siniperca chuatsi (mandarin fish)
Lineage: Eukaryota; Metazoa; Chordata; Actinopteri; Centrarchiformes; Sinipercidae
Product: lymphocyte antigen 75-like
Exons: 5
Coding region: 301-1299 (332 amino acids)
Source: RefSeq, a predicted model, not a curated record